Messenger RNA from Andrographis paniculata, 3439 nucleotides. Its product is annotated as ribonuclease TUDOR 2-like. The transcript has 17 exons. Lineage: Eukaryota; Viridiplantae; Streptophyta; Magnoliopsida; Lamiales; Acanthaceae. Bases 226 to 3156 code for a protein of 976 amino acids. The record is from RefSeq and is a predicted model, not a curated record. Gene Ontology annotation, cellular component: RISC complex; nucleus; cytosol. Gene Ontology annotation, molecular function: nuclease activity; RNA binding. Gene Ontology annotation, biological process: regulatory ncRNA-mediated gene silencing; mRNA catabolic process.
GUUUCAUUCUCGUCACAUCUCGAUCCGCCGUCCGAAGAAGAGCGCAUCGUCUGCAUCUCCGCUGCUAAUUGAGAACGAAGAAGUGUCAAAUUUGAUUUGAUGUUCGAUUGUUGAUGAAAUCAGCGUAGUUGAAGCGAGUAUCGAAUUGAUUUCGACCUCCAACGCUCUUCAAUCGGCUUGAGGAUCGAGUUUAUCGAAGUUUCUUUUUGGUGAUUUGUAGUUAAAAUGUCGUGGUUGAGGGGAACUGUUAAAGCUGUUCCUUCUGGGGACUCCUUGGUCAUAAUGGGGAAUUCCAAGUCUGCGAUUCCUCCAGAGAAGACUAUCACUCUGUCAUCUCUAAUGGCUCCUAAGCUGGCCCCGCGCAGAGGUGGCUUGGACGAACCAUUUGCAUGGGACAGCAGAGAGUUUUUAAGGAAGUUAUGCAUUGGAAAGGAGGUGACAUUCAAAGUGGAUUACACUGUACCAUCGAUCAACAGAGAAUUUGGCACUGUUAUGCUCGGUGAAAAGAAUGUAGCUUUGCUUGUUGUUGCUGCAGGCUGGGCGAAGGUUAGAGAACAAGGUCAACAAAAAGGAGAAGCCAGUCCUUUCUUAGCUGAUUUGCUGCGUCUUGAGGAACAGGCCAAGAUGCAAGGCAUUGGUCGUUGGGACAGGACUCCAGGUGCUGCUGAAGGUUCCAUUAGGAACUUACCUCCUUCAGCAGUUAGUGAUCCAAGUAAUUUUAAUGCUGUGGCUCUAUUGUCUGCUAAAAGAGGUAGUCCUUUGGAGGCUAUCGUGGACCAGGUUCGCGAUGGGAGCACAGUUCGAGCUUAUUUGCUUCCAGAUUUUCAGUAUGUGCAAGUUUUUGUUGCAGGGAUUCAGUCACCAUCCCCUGGUAGAAGGGCUGCACCAGAAGUUGCUGUUGUUGGGGCUGAAACAGCUUCUACUGAACAAAAUGGAGAUUCGACCGCUGAAGCUCGUGCUCCUCUAACAACGGCACAGAGAAUUGCUGCUUCUUCAGCAAACAUGGUUGAAGUUCCUCCAGAACCAUUUGGGAAGGAAGCCAAACAUUUCACAGAGACUCGGGUGUUGCACAGAGAUGUCAGGAUUGUGUUGGAAGGGGUCGACAAAUUCAGCAAUCUGACUGGUUCAGUGUAUUAUCCUGAUGGCGACUCUGCAAAAGACUUGGCAUUGGAGCUCGUUGAAAAUGGUCUGGCUAAAUAUGUUGAAUGGAGUGCAAGCUUGCUUGAAGAAGAUGUCAGGCGAAAGCUAAAGAAUGCUGAACUGCAAGCAAAAAAGACUCGGCUAAGAACUUGGACUAAUUACGUCCCCCCUGUAACAAACUCAAAGGCUAUUCAUGACCAGAACUUUACAGGAAAAGUCAUUGAAGUUGUAAGCGCUGAUUGUGUUAUCGUUGCUGACGACUCCUUACCGUUCGGAGAUCCAUCUGCCGAGAGACGAGUUAAUCUCUCAAGCAUUAGAGGUCCGAAAAUGGGUAAUCCGCGUAGAGACCAGAAGCCUGAUCCCUAUGCACGUGAGGCUAAGGAAUUCCUCAGAACCCGCUUGAUUGGCCGUCAGGUGAAUGUAAAUAUGGAGUACUCUAGGAAGGUUCCCUUGGCAGAUGGGGCAACUGGUGCAUCUGCCUCUGCUGCUGAUUCAAGGGUGAUGGAUUUCGGAUCCGUCUUCCUUGUUAACCCGACUAAGGAUGGGGACGAUGCUACUUCUGGAGCUACCCAGCAGCCGGGGGCAAAUAUCGCCGAACUUUUAGUUGCUCGUGGCUAUGCUACUGUUGUCAGGCACCGAGAUUUUGAGGAGAGGUCGAAUUAUUAUGAUGCCUUACUGUCUGCUGAAUCACGAGCAAUUUCUGGGAAGAAGGGUAUGCAUUCUGCCAAGGACCCUCCUGUGAGGCACGUAACAGAUCUGACAACGGCUCCUGCGAAGAAAGCAAAGGACUUUCUACCAUUUUUGCAACGCAAUAGGAGGAUGCCUGCUGUCGUCGAGUACGUCUUGAGUGGACAUCGAUUCAAAUUGGAUAUUCCUAAGGCGACGUGCAGUAUUGCUUUCUCAUUGUCUGGGGUUAGAUGCCCCGGCCGAGGUGAGCCGUAUUCGGAGGAGGCCAUUGCAUUUAUGAGGCGGAAAAUAAUGCAGAGGGAUGUCGAGAUUGAAGUGGAAACUGCGGAUAGAACUGGAACGUUCUUGGGAACUUUAUGGGAGUCGAGGACAAAUGCUUCGAUACCUCUUCUGGAAGCUGGUCUUGCUAAGCUCCAAACUUCAUUCGGUAUUGAUAGGGUCCCGGAUGCUCAUCUUCUUGUUCAAGCCGAGCAGUCUGCAAGACAGAAGAAGUUGAAAAUUUGGGAGAAUUUUGUGGAGGGAGAGGAGGUUUCUAAUGGCUCGACUGUCGAAAGGAAACAGAAAGAGGAGAUGAAGAUCGUAGUAACUGAAAUCUUGGGAGGCGGUAAAUUCUACGUUCAGUCGGUUUCUGAUCAAAAAGUUGCCUCGAUUCAAAAGCAGCUCGCGUCUUUAAGCCUUCAAGACGCUCCCGUUAUCGGGACGUUCAAUCCCCGAAAGGGAGAUAUUGUUCUAGCUCAGUUUAGCGCCGACAAAUCCUGGAACCGCGCAAUGAUCGUGAACACUCCACGCGGGCCUGUCCAAUCCGAAAACGACACGUUUGAGGUGUUCUACAUCGACUAUGGGAAUCAAGAAGUCGUCCCUUACAGCAUGCUCCGCCCGAUCGACCCUUCCGUCUCGUCGGCCACCGGCCUCGCACAGCUUUGCAGCCUGGCGUAUCUCAAAGUCCCGGGUUUAGAAGACGACUACGGCCAAGAAGCUGCGUACCGCAUGAGCGAUCUCCUCUUAGGGAAAGAAUACAAAGCUGUCGUCGAAGAAAAAGACACAUCUGCCGGAAAAGUUAAAGGACAGGGAACCGGGACUGUCUUUAUGGUCACUUUGAUCGCACCGGAAGCUGAAUUGAGCAUAAACUCGAUUUUACUACAGGAGGGACUUGCUCGAUUGGAGAAGAAACGACGAUUUGAGCCGAGAGAUCGGCUGCAAAGCCUGGAGGAGUUGGAGGCGUUCCAGAAGGAGGCUCGGGUGAAGAGGUACGGAAUGUGGGAGUAUGGUGACAUCGCGUCGGACGAUGAGGAGGCGCCUCCGGCGCGGAAAGCUGCCGGAAAGCGGUGAACGCUACCGGAAAUCGGAGUGUUGGUUUCCAUGUGUACUGAUGGAUGCUCUACUACAAGAGGUAAGUGAAAACUAUGAGAGGCUAAAAGUUGUUCUAAUGUGUUUUUAUUUAUGUAACUUUAAAAACUUUGGUGGUUUGAUUAGGUGGUGAGGGAACCAAUUUUGUUUGAGACUUUUAUUUUUAUUUUUAUUUUUAUUUGAGGUGACAUUGACAAUAAUAUCAAUAAUCAUAACAAUAAUAAUAAUAUUAAUAGUAAUGAUAAUAAUAGGAUUUGGGGACCAA